Messenger RNA from Sinocyclocheilus rhinocerous, 1288 nucleotides. RefSeq names its product potassium inwardly rectifying channel subfamily J member 21 (gene kcnj21). Gene Ontology annotation, biological process: potassium ion import across plasma membrane; regulation of monoatomic ion transmembrane transport. Gene Ontology annotation, molecular function: G-protein activated inward rectifier potassium channel activity. The coding region runs from base 86 to 1288 and encodes 400 amino acids. NCBI's taxonomy places the organism in Eukaryota, Metazoa, Chordata, Actinopteri, Cypriniformes, Cyprinidae. Gene Ontology annotation, cellular component: plasma membrane. The transcript has 4 exons. The record is from RefSeq and is a predicted model, not a curated record.
GAAGCAAGGAACUAACUUGAACUACAAAAUUGGAGAGCUCCAGCUACUGUGUUGGAUCAGAGACUACGCCUGCGGCUUCCGGGCCAUGAGUAGUUUUAAGGGCCAGGAUGUGGAAAAACAAGGCAUCAAGCUGCCAAAAAAAUGGACUGAUCCCAAUGAAAAAAUCCCCACAGACCGUACGAUGGUUGUCAGGGGAGUUCUGGGAGGAGGAGACGCUUCCGAUCCCACUGGAGGUCCGUUGAGAAAACUGCGUCAGCGCUAUGUGGAAAAGGACGGCAAGUGCAACGUCCACCAUGGAAACGUGCGUGAAACCUACCGUUACCUGACAGACAUCUUCACCACACUCGUAGACUUGAAGUGGCGCUUCAAUCUGCUGGUCUUCACGCUGGUCUACACCACCACCUGGGUGUUUUUUGGCUUCAUCUGGUGGCUCAUCGCCUACACCCGUGGAGACCUGGACCACACUGAUGACAACGAGUGGACGCCGUGUGUGAAUAACCUCAAUGGCUUCGUCUCGGCGUUCCUUUUUUCCAUCGAGACUGAGACCACCAUUGGUUAUGGGUACCGCGUCAUAACGGACAAAUGCCCCGAGGGCAUCAUCUUGCUUCUGGUGCAGGCCAUCUUGGGCUCCAUCGUCAAUGCCUUCAUGGUGGGAUGCAUGUUUGUGAAAAUCUCACAGCCAAAGAAACGUGCUGAAACACUCAUGUUUUCCAACACAGCUGUGAUAUCCAUGCGGGACAGCAAGUUGUGUUUGAUGUUUCGCGUCGGGGACUUGCGUAACUCACACAUAGUGGAGGCCUCCAUCAGGGCCAAGCUCAUCCGCUCUAAGCAGACCAAGGAAGGAGAGUUCAUCCCCCUAAACCAGACGGACAUCAACGUGGGCUUUGACACGGGGAACGAUCGGCUGUUCCUGGUGUCACCGCUGAUCAUUUGCCAUGAGAUCAACAAGAACAGCCCCUUCUGGGACAUCUCUCAGGAGCAACUGGCACGAGAAGAGUUUGAAAUAGUGGUCAUUCUGGAAGGAAUGGUGGAGGCCACAGGAAUGACAUGUCAAGCCCGAAGCUCGUACCUGAAUUCAGAGGUGCUUUGGGGAGAACGUUUCACCCCUGUGCUCUCGCUGGAGGAGGGAUUUUACGAGGUGGAUUAUGACACGUUCCACCACACCUACCCUGCACCAACCCUUUCCUGCUCCGCUCGCGAGCUAGCAGAACUGGCAAAGAAAGGGGAAGCUAUACCUUUGCCCCCUAUUUCACCUCCAGCAACCCUGGGAGAGCCCCCAAGCCCAUGA